GAGCAGCGGCGAAAGUGCCCGGCGGUGUCGGCGGCGGCCCAAGCGCAAGAGCUGCGGAGGAGCUUGGCGGCGGCGGCCCAAGCGCAAGAGCUGCGGAGGAGCUUGGCGGCUCGGCGGGUGCCGCUCGCUUCGCCCCAUGAGUCGAGCCGGGGCUGCUGCUGCUGCUGCUGCUGCGGCACCGCGGAGGCGGGAGGCUGGGCUGCUGCUCCCCGCGCCGGAGGAGUCGCCAAUGUGACCUGUCGCGGCUGCACCACGGACGCGCCUCCUGCGCCUCGCCUGCUGCCCGCCCGCCAGCCAGCGCCCCUCGCGAGCCACCCGGCGAGUCCGCAGGCAGCCAGCGAGCCACGGAGGGAGCCGGCCAGGACAGAAAAAUGACCACCUUCUCCACUGUUGGCAUUCUCCUCCUCUUCGUGGUUGGAUAUGGCUCCUCUGAGAACUCCAGCACCUCCAGAGGAUGUGGACUGGAUCUCCUUCCUCAGUACAUUUACCUGUGCGACCUGGAUGCCAUCUGGGGGAUCGUCGUGGAGGCGGUGGCAGGAGCGGGCGUGUUGACGACACUGCUCCUGAUGCUGAUCUUGCUGGUGAGGCUGCCGUUCAUCAAGGAGAAAGAGAAGAAGAGUCCCUUGGGAGUGCAUUUCCUCUUCCUUUUGGGGACCUUGGGACUUUUCGGCUUGGCCUUUGCCUUCAUCAUCGAGGAAGACGAGACCAUCUGCUCGGUCCGCCGCUUUCUGUGGGGGGUCCUUUUUGCGCUCUGCUUCUCCUGCUUGCUCGCCCAAGCUUGGAGGCUUCGGAGACUCGUCCGGCAUGGCAAAAGCCCCUCCGGGUGGCAGCUGGCCGGCAUAGCCGUCUGCCUGGCCUUGGUCCAAGUCAUCAUUGCCACGGAAUGGUUGGUCCUGACCGUGGUGCGGGACGGCAAGCUGGCGUGCCGUUACGAGCCGAUGGAUUUCGCCAUGGCUUCCAUCUACGUCAUGGUUUUGAUGGUGGCGGCUCUGGGCUUCUCUUUCUUCACGGUGUGCGGGAAGUUCAAGAAGUGGAAGAAGAAUGGCGUGUGCCUCAUCAUCGCCAGCUUUUUCUCCAUCCUCAUUUGGGUGGCUUGGCUGACUAUGUACCUGUACGGGAACGAAGAACUGAGGAGGAGGGACCAGUGGAGGGACCCUACCCUUGCCAUCGCGCUGGUGUCCAGUGGUUGGGUAUUUGUGAUCUUUCAUGCCAUCCCAGAGGUUCAUUGCUCCAUCCUCCCAUCCCAGCAAGAGAACACGCCCAACUAUUUUGAUACGACGCAACCACGCAUGCGCGAGACUGCUUUUGAGGAUGACCUACAGCUUCCUCGGAGUUACAUGGAAAAUAAAGCCUUUUCGAUGGACGAACACAACGCAGCUUUACGGACUGCCGGAUUUCGCAAUGGCAGCUUGGGAAGCCGUCCUAGCGCCCCCUUUCGAAGCAACGUCUACCAGCCCACUGAGAUGGCGGUUGUUCUGAACGGUGGGACUAUUCCAACUGCUCCACCGAGUUACACUGGAAGACACCUAUGGUGAAAAAAAAAAAGCUGAUAGGCUGUAGAGGAUGAGAGAGAGAGAAAGAAUCCAUUAACAGAUUUUGUUCCCUGGCAGUGUGUGUGUCUUUUCCGAGGGAGAGGAGUCAAUAAUGCUAGCAAAAGGACCCAUGAGCGCAGAAAACCCAUCCAACAGCAUGGGAGGUCCGAUAGCUUGUUUUUUAAAAAAUAAAUAAAUAAAACGUGAGCACUGUUGAAUUGAUAAGCUAAUCACACACACACACACAAACAAAAAACCUGUGCAGUGAAAUAUAAGCUGAAGAUAAUGUAAACCUAGAAGUAGGCACACUCUUUUAAAAAUAUAAAAGGGAGAAAGGGGAUACAGUGCAAGAGAGAGCGCUCCGCCGGAGCUGGCGCGGGAGCCAAACCUAGUCUUUGUGGGCCUGCCCGUUGCUUUGAAAAGAACAGAAUGAAAUAAAGUAAAUGUCCUUAAUCCAUAUUGCCACAAGAGAUUGCCUCCCACCCACCCACCCACACAUCCCGUGGGCGGUCUUUCAAUUUCGUCUUUUUGAAACAAGCCACGGUCACGGAAAGAAAUAAUAUCACGUCAUGCUAUCGUUCAUCUAGAAUUGGUUUUUUUAACUCUUCCUCGUGGGACCUUUUACCGCUAACUUAACUCCGCAAAGCAAAGACGCGUGAGGUUUGUCUUCACACACGAAACGCCCAUUGGGUUUCUAAAGUGAGCUUUACAAGGGCGAGGGAACGAAGGGAUCCCAUCAGAUGCUUUAAACUGAAGUUGACCGAUUUACACUGCCCGCUUUUAAAUACCGAAAUAAGAAGAAGAAGAGCCCACAAUAGCCUUUAGCCAUGACCGCUGGUCAAUUUCCUUUCCUCUGGGAAGCAUCCUAGGACAUUGCAUCGUGGUGGUGGGGGGCAGUUUUUGCUCCGCCUCUUUUGCACGCCCGGUGGUGCCAAAAGUACUCCGAAGAGGGGGCGGAGCUUGCUGUCAAAUUGUAAGGCAGGGAAAGACCCAGACGGAGGCAGGGUAGUUCAUGAGUGUGCUCGAGCCACGGAAAAUGGCGCAUGUGCGCUAGCUCAAAUCCCAGAAGUGUACUGUCUGUUUCACACAGAACCUAUCCUCCCUCCAGUCCCAUGGAUUGCAGGUGUAAGGUGUAUCUUGAAAAGUUGAGGCGACUCUUCAUGGAAGACACCUGCAGCGUUAGAUCCCCUUUCCUUGAUUCCCAGUUUAACAGUGAAGCCUCUUUAACUGCAAUGGUUUGUGCAUUUUCUUGCAAUUUCUUGUGCGUUCUUUUUUGGAGGAUUUUUUUUAUUAAAAAAAAAUAGAUUAUUUUUCACAUGGGUAUUGGAAAUGAAAUUCCCCUCCCCACCCUCAAGGUCUCCAUGUUCCUGCUGCCUUUUCAUAUUUCUAUGAUUUUAAUGAUGCUCGGUAAAGCCUUCUUUUAUUGUUUAGCAUUGAAUGCAUUCUGGGCAUGUGAAACGUCAUCACACCCCCUGUGCUGGCCAGCAUCACGCUCUGCUUUCCUAGAGACUAAAAUCCAUUGAAGUUUGCUUUUGUGUGUGUACACACACACACACAUAUGAGAUUACAAAGUAUGUCGAAGAAUGGAAUUCUUUUGCAUCUGUUCUAAUAAGUAUAUUCUAUUUUCAAAUGGCAAAUAAAAUUUAUACUGUAAAAAUAAAACUACAUAACGCAGGCUACCUGCUGUACCCUGCAAAGGAAAGAUGACUGAUUUUGUUUUGGGAAGUCUCUCCGGUUUUUCAUGUUCCUGACUUUUAUUCUACUGUAUACCUGAUUUUUGCCUAGUUCUCACUGACGUAACCAGCCUGUUGUCUGGGCAGCUCACUUGAUUGAAAACCCUUAUAUGCAGUACCCUUGCACAUAGAAAAGCAGGUUGUCAGGGGAAGGUGUACUUGCCAAACCUUCUCCUUGACACGCUAGGUUUCUAUGUGCAGGGAGUUUCAUUAUUAUUUUUUUGUUAUGAAGGGCAAUUCCGUCUUGUGUUACACUGGAUCUGGUGCUGUUCUUAGAUUCUCAGGUGGAGGAGGUGGUAGUAGACAGGCGUGCUCUUAUUCUGUUGCAGCCGCUGCACCCAUUCUUCGAGAAUUUAGGGGGACACAACAGGCUGUCUGGCCCACAGUUCUCUCCUCAAACGCCUUGCUGCCACCUCCCACCACCUGCCACCAGAGGCCACCUGCCUCACUCUGCCCAACGGCAGGACCACCCCUAUCCCUUCACUUGUGGCAGCUUCUCCUAACCUGGGGCCCUUCAGAUGUGCUGCCUGCAACCCCCAUAAUCUCCAGACUGGGAAGGAUUAUUUAUGGUCUUCCACUACCAGGUGAAGGCUCCCCCACAAGUUUAGGGAAAUCUUUGGCUUGCUUUUCUUUUCUUUUUCAGUCUCACUGGUGUAGGGGUUGUUGUUGUUUUGGAGAGGGGGUGAUGUUGUUCUGCUCUUCAAUUUGAUUGUAUUACAUUUUGAUUUUAGCCUAGCUUCUCUGUAUUCAUUUUUUAAAAACUUGUAUGUCACUUUGAGCGUUCCAGGCAGAGUGGAAAGGAGGGUCCAGAAGGUCCCCAAAUAAACAUUGAGAUGCCCCCAUCCUCUCUAAAAUAGAGCGGCUCAGACACAAUACUCCUGUCACCUCAAUGAGAACUAGGCCCUUACUUCUGCAAAUAGCCUCACUGACUGCAGCUGGUCUACUUAGUAAAAAAACAAAUGGGCACAAGUUUAAUCAUACCAUACUUCUUUAUUGCGAUCCAUAGAUCCAUAAAGAAAAACCAAGAUUUUUUUUUUUUUUAAUGGAUCUAUGGAUCGCAAUAAAGAAGUAUGGUAUGGCACAAGUUUAAUUUGUAUGGGAUACACUCUUAAGUGGUCUUGCUGUUUUGAAUUUGCAUUGCUGUUAUUGCCAUGAUCAUCUUAGCAAUGUUUUUUUUAAAAAAAAAAAUCUCAAGUAGAUAGUAGCAAUAAUUUUUUCCCAUUGUGCACGAUCAAACGAACAUGGUUGUUUUCACACGACGUGACCCUGCUCAAGAGAAAAGAGCCACAUCAGUGCAUUUACAAAAUUUAGAAAUAGUAAUUUGACAUGAGCUGAUGAGAGACGUUGAUCAUCUAAACGUAUAGAAAGGAGGACGUUGCACGUUGCCUGGUAUCCUAGAAACCUCUGUUUAAGAUAAGGCCUUGAACAAAAUAUAAUGCUGUAUUUUUCAUUGUGAUCAAAUAGGUUGGGUAUCCCCAGGAAAUGCACUAUUUUAGCAUUACAGGGGGGAGGAAAGAACUUUAGUGGGUGCUUUCCUGUAUGUGUGCGUGCGGGUGAUUAUUAUUAUUAUUAUUAUUAUUAUUAUUAUUAUUAUUAUUAUUUAAAAGGCAAACAUGCUUUUGAAAAUGGGUUUCUGAAACUUUUGCUUUUAAAUUCCUUAAGAUGAACAUGGCAUAUAUUGCAAGAAAAUGUUCAUUUCCCAGCUGAGUUUUUGAUGGUAUCUUUUAAGACUGGGGGUGUAGAACCUCAGGCCCGGGGGCCAAAUCCAGCCCACUGGAGGGGUCCCUAGAAGGCCCCACCCCCUGCCCGCCAACCACCGAUCGUUUGGGGGGGUCACAAGUCUUGUGCAGCCCCCCCAUUCUAAAACAUCAAUAUCCCUCCCCUAAGGCUUAGUUAUCACCAGUAAGAGCUUUAAGUUAAACUACGCUUGUAUCUUUGGUAUUCUGGCUCCUCCCCUUCUGCCUUCAGAAACUGAAUUCGUCCCUUGGGCUGAAAGAGGUUCUGCACCCGUUUUAUUAGCGGUGGGGGGGGAAGGGGUCUAUUUUUUAAUUUAGGGAAAGGACUUUAAAAGGGGGGGCAGCUUCCAGAAGAUGUUCAAUUUUUUAUUAUUAUUUUUCUCUUAGACAAGAAGGGAUUUAGGAGUCCUGCUCCCUAUUAUGUCUAUGGCCGUUCGGGAUCUUAAAGACAGGGCUGGAUCCUGCAAACACAGGACUUCCCUUAACCACUCACGUAAACCCAGCCCAUACUUCGUAGUGGUGGGAGGUGUGCUGAUUAAGCUAUAAAAAAGGGAUUGAUUCAUUCCUCCAGCAACUUCGUUUUCAAAUGAAUUUACUUUUUUCUUCUUCUGUGUGUGUGUGUGUGUGUGUGUGUGGUCAGUCCAUGAUCUGUGAUUUCUGGUGCCGCCACUGCCAUCUCCUCCACCCCACCCCAGCUCCAAACCAUGCGUUCUCUGCGAUUUUAAAAAAGGCACUUUUGUGUUAAGUUAUAUACCAUUUUUGUUAACGUCACAAAGCUUGUUUAUACGUUUGCCUUUCGAUGAGAGUGAUUACGAAUGUAGAGCAUCUAGUGCUGAGCAAGGUAAUGCCACAACAAUAAGCACAAGCAUUUCGGAAUUUGGUUUCACUGUAACUCAAUUUGGGAAGCAUAAAAGCGACUUCAUCGUUGCCAAUUCAUAACACCGCUUGAAUAGGAAGGGGAAACGGCGACGGCAGCCAGCCAGUGGUCUAGGGACCAUAGUCCAUUGCUACGCGCAAAGCUCCUUUGUUUGUUUUCAAUAAUGCUUGUUUUAAGAGUAUCACUGAAUGGAGCGUGUCCACUGAUUCAUUGCAACCUGCACUCCCUUGAAGGCGGUAGUAGAAUCUCCAGGAUCUAGAAGUGAGUUGGGCCCGGUAGGAGCGUUCCAGUCAGCCGAAAGCACGCUUGAGUCCUGCUCUUCUUGGCAUGGCAAGUGUCCUUGAUGUCCUGCGAAGUGUCUGCCCGUUUGCCUGGCCAGAGUGGCUCCGACAGGCACACUCGGUCUCCUUCUUGGGAAGCAGGGCUGUCAGAUCGGAGCCCAAUGGGAGUUCUUGGAUUGAAGCCAUGGGCCCUGAGCCAUAGAGGUGUGCUGGUGGCAUACCGCCCAUCUUCCAUUCAGCAGUGUGGGGGGGCAUGGAACAAGCAUACCCCCUGGACGUGGGGUUCAGCCCUAUGCAAUGGCCCUUUCGUAAGCCAGAUCCAGGAGUUCAAAAUGGUUUCCCUGCUAGCCUUCCUCUUGCAGGAUUUGUGGCCAAGGUUGCCAAGGACCUGGAUGUCCCUGGCAAUAGUCUAAGAAUGGGACUGCAUCCUCAAACGGGUCUACCACCUUGCAGGAUGCAGCCCGCAUCACAACUACGCAUUCAGAUUCUAAAUGUGUCUGCAAUGGCAGGACAGCCACCCUGCCUGGCUAACUCCAUGUUUGAAGCUACAGUUCUAACCAAAGGCAGUGCAACCGGAAGCAUAUGUAGCUUUUGUUAAAAAUAAAUAAAAAAAAGGAGAACAGAUUGGAUUAUUCUACCAUUUUACCAGAUUACACAGCAGGUGCUUUUUAUUAACUGACGAGAGCUAAGUCUCUUCUUUUCUUUUUAAAAAUUAUAUAUUAAAUGUAUUAAUGUGUGUUUUUAUAAUGUGUCCCUUCUCCCCACCCCACCCCACCCCACCCCAGCUGACCGUUGCAUACCGUUUAAUCUUGUACAUCUUUUUGGAGGCUUUUCAAGACAAUCAAUGUGUACCAUAGUGACUGUACAUAAGGAGACGAAAUUAAAAACAAAAACCAAGUUGUAAAGCAUGGGCGAAAAAAUACAUUUUAUUUUCAAAAUGCUGUUCUUAACAAAACAAAAAUAAAAAAGAAUAAAAAAUAAAGGCUUUACUAUUUACUUACAA
Messenger RNA from Elgaria multicarinata webbii, 7162 nucleotides. It is a transcript of the gene GPRC5B, whose product is annotated as G protein-coupled receptor class C group 5 member B. The transcript is spliced from 6 exons. Gene Ontology annotation, molecular function: protein kinase activator activity; protein kinase binding; G protein-coupled receptor activity. Bases 372 to 1535 code for a protein of 387 amino acids. Gene Ontology annotation, biological process: G protein-coupled receptor signaling pathway. Gene Ontology annotation, cellular component: extracellular exosome; plasma membrane; intracellular membrane-bounded organelle. The record is from RefSeq and is a predicted model, not a curated record. NCBI's taxonomy places the organism in Eukaryota, Metazoa, Chordata, Lepidosauria, Squamata, Anguidae.